UGGGGUCCUUCCCUUUGAAAAGUCGCUUUGAAGUGUCUGGUGACGUCAUCAGCGUGUUUGCCUGAGGGGAAAAAGAGGCAGCCUGGGGUUUGAUGCGGAUAAUUAAAAAUACAUAAAUAGAUAAGACAUAAAAUACGUUUUCCUUUGCAACAUUUCCCUUGGACUCUGGAGAGCCCCUGCAACUUUGAUUGAUUUUUCAGAGGCUCAGUCAGGGCUUUGCCCGGCUGCCCUCUGCACAUGGGCAGAGUCGGCUCUGCAGCAUACCAGACGACUCCAUCGAGGGAUCUGGCAGAGGAAGAAGUGACCUGUUUGGAGAGGAAGGGAGGAUGAGCAGAGAGCUGGACCCAGCAGAUGCAGAAGCCGAGAGAAGCCCUGAUGCCACCGAGGCUGGGAGCAGAAGGGAGCUGUGGGGAGAAAUAAUGCAGAAGAGCCUGGGGCACAAUGACCUACCUCCAUAUGUGCAGUGCCAGCAAUUCAGGCACUUCUGCUACGAAGAUGCCCAAGGCCCCCGAGAGGUCUGCAGCCAACUCCACCAUCUUUGCCGUCGGUGGCUGAAGCCAGAGAGGCACAGCAAGAAGGAGAUGCUGGACCUGAUGGUCUUGGAUCAGUUCCUGGCCAUCCUGCCCCCAGAGAUGGGGAGCUGGAUGAGGGAAUGCAGGCCAGAGACCAGUUCCCAGGCGGUGGCCCUGGCCGAAGGCUUCCUCCUCAGCCAGGCAGAGGAAAAGAAUCAGAACCAGCAGGGGCAGGAAUGGAUCCUUCAGGAACAUUACCCUAAAGCAACCUGUCCAGGUAGUGCUAUGAUACCGGUGGUGUAUUCUUCGCCAUCUCUUUGUGAUAAAGUGGCUACCAAGAUGAAGCCAGAUGAGGGUCUGGUGACCUUUGAGGAGGUGUCUGUUCAUUUCACUGAAAAGGAGUGGGCUCUCCUGAAUCUGGACCAAAGAAUCCUUCACCAGAAAGUCAUGGAGGACAAUCAUCAGAAUGUGGCCUCUCUGGAAAGGGUUCUGCUUCUCCAAGCUGAUUCCAUAUCCACAAUGGAAGAAGCAAGAAACUGGCUUUUUCAAGUCCCAGAAGAAGGAAAGAGAUCAGCAGAGGUUGAGGGUCCCCAGAAUAAGUCCAAGGAACAACCACAACAAUCCCUGUUGGAAGAAAAACAGCAGAGAAGGAACACUGAAACAAAACAUGAGAGGGGAAAUGAAUCUUUUUCUUCUCAGAGUACUGAAUCCCAGGUAUUUGAUACAAACUGGAGAAUUGACACAGGGGAGAAACCAUAUAAAUGUUUGGACUGUGGAAAGAGCUUUGCUCGGAUUGUCAACUUUACUGCUCAUCAACGAAUUCAUACUGGGGAGAAACCCUAUAAAUGUUCGGAGUGUGGCAAGAGCUUUCGUCGGAGUGACAACCUUACUGUCCAUCAACGAAUGCACUCAGGCAAGAAACCACAUAAAUGCUUGGACUGUGGCAAGAGCUUUGUUUGGCGCGCCCAUCUUAUUGCUCAUCGGCAUACACACACUGGGGAGAAACCAUAUAAAUGCUUGGAGUGUGGAAAGAGUUUUGCUUUGAGUAACUACCUUAUUACCCAUCAACGAAUCCAUUCAGGUGAGAAACAAUAUAAAUGUUUGGACUGUGGAAAGAGCUUUGCUCGGAGUGACAACCUUACUGCCCAUCAACGAAUUCAUACAGGAGAAAAACCAUAUAAAUGCUUGGUGUGUGGAAAGAGUUUUGCUUUGAGUAACUACCUUACUGCCCAUCAACAAAUUCACUCAGGCGAGAAACGAUAUAAAUGCUUGGAGUGCGAAAAGAGCUUUGUUCGGAGUGCCCAUCUUAUUGCCCAUUGGCAUACGCACACCGGGGAAAAACCAUAUAAGUGUUUGGAGUGUGGGAAAAGUUUUGCUUUGAAGGGAGCCCUUACUGCCCAUCAACAAAUCCACACAGGGGAGAAACCAUAUAAAUGCAUAGAGUGUGGAAAGAGUUUUUCUUCAAAGGGAGCCUUUACUGGCCAUCAGCGAAUUCACACAGGGGAGAAACCAUAUAAAUGCUUGGAGUGUGGAAAGAGCUUUGUUCGAAGUGACAACCUUACUGCCCAUAGACGAAUCCACACACAGGAGAAACCAUAUAAAUGCUCAGAUUGUGAAAAGAGUUUUGCUCAGAGUAAAGACCUUACUAGCCAUCAACAAACCCACAAAAGGGAGAAACCAUAUAAAUGCUUGGACUGCGGAAAGAACUUUGUUCACAGUACCAGUGUUACUGUCCAUCGUCGUAUCCACACAGGGGAGAAACCAUAUAAAUGCUUAGAUUGUGGAAAGAGCUUUGCCUGGAAUGACAACCUUACUGCCCAUCGAAGAAUCCACACAGGGGAGAAACCAUAUAAAUGCUUGGAUUGUGGAAAGAGCUUUGCAUGGAAAGGAGCCCUUACUAGCCAUCAACAAAUCCAUACAGGGGAAAAACCAUAUAAAUGCUUGGAAUGUGGAAAGAGCUUUUCUCGGAGUGCCCACCUUACUGCCCAUCGACGAAUCCACACAGGAGAGAAACCAUAUAAAUGCUUGGAGUGUGGAAAGAGUUUUUCUCAGAGUAAAGACUUUACUGCCCAUCAACGAAUUCACACAAGGGAGAAACCAUAUAAGUGCUUGGAAUGCGGAAAGAGUUUUGUUCGUAGUGACAACCUUAGUGCUCAUAAACGAAUCCACACAGCAGAGAAACCAUAUAAAUGUUUUGAGUGUGGAAAGAGCUUUGUUCGGCGUGCCCAUCUUACUUCUCAUUGGCACAUGCAUACAGGGGAGAAAGCAUAUAAAUGCUUGGAGUGUGAUAAGAGCUUUUCUCGGAGUGACACUCUUACUGCUCAUCAACGAAUCCAUAAAGGAGAGAAACCGUAUAUAUGUUAGGAGUGCUUUGCUUGGUAGGAAGACCUUACUAGCCAUUAACAAAUCCACACAGGGAAGACACAUAAAUGUCUGAAAUGUAAAAAGAGCUAGGCUUAGAAUUACAGCCUUGCUACUCAUUGACGUAUACAAAGUAGGGAGAAACUGUAUAAAUGUUUAGAGUGUGAAAAACAUAUGUUCAGAAUGCACAUCUUGUGAAACACUGAAGAAUCCAUGCAAUAAAAUUGAUAUAAAUGUU
Heteronotia binoei (common prickly gecko) is the source of this 3111-nucleotide messenger RNA. Its product is annotated as zinc finger protein 665-like. NCBI's taxonomy places the organism in Eukaryota, Metazoa, Chordata, Lepidosauria, Squamata, Gekkonidae. Gene Ontology annotation, molecular function: RNA polymerase II transcription regulatory region sequence-specific DNA binding; DNA-binding transcription factor activity, RNA polymerase II-specific. The record is from RefSeq and is a predicted model, not a curated record. The transcript has 6 exons. The coding region runs from base 327 to 2876 and encodes 849 amino acids. Gene Ontology annotation, biological process: regulation of transcription by RNA polymerase II. Gene Ontology annotation, cellular component: nucleus.